Molecule: messenger RNA, 1192 nt
Organism: Eleginops maclovinus (Patagonian blennie)
Lineage: Eukaryota; Metazoa; Chordata; Actinopteri; Perciformes; Eleginopidae
Product: dynein light chain Tctex-type 3-like
Exons: 5
Coding region: 114-461 (115 amino acids)
Biological process (GO): microtubule-based movement
Cellular component (GO): cytoplasmic dynein complex; cytoplasm
Molecular function (GO): dynein intermediate chain binding
Source: RefSeq, a predicted model, not a curated record
CCAGUCAGAUGUUUUCUGUGGUCUUUGACUCCGGACAGCAGGAAGUAAACAGGAAACUGAACCGGUGAGAAUAAAGAUAACGGACCAAAAAUACCUCUGUGUCGGUAGAAGCGAUGGAGGAAUAUAACUCUGGAGAUGAGGUUGCCUUCAAUGCCGAUGAGGUCAAUAUCUCAAUUAAAGAGUGUGUGGAAGGUGUUAUUGGUGGAACAGAUUACAACCAGAAUAAAGUGAACCAGUGGACGGCCAGUAUCGUGGAGCACUCUCUGACUCACCUGGUGAAACAGGGGCGGCCGUUCAAAUACAUAGUAAACUGUGCGAUAAUGCAGAAGAGCGGCGCUGGUCUCCACACAGCCAACUCCUGCUACUGGGACACUGCCACUGAUGGAAGCUGCACAGUCCGUUGGGAGAAUCGCACCAUGUACUGUGUGGUCAGUGUGUUUGCUGUUGCUGUGACGCUGUGAGCUGCUAUCUCUCUCCUCACUCCUUCAUGUCUGAAGCUUGAAGUGGCACCGUGACCAAGAAAAUUCUCUGAUACCCUCUGUAUGUACAAGUAGAGUUUUUCUCCCCACAGGCUCAAACAACCGCACCUCAUGAUAAAGAGUUGUGGUUUGAGUCGACUGCAUUUCUCUGAGAUGUGGAAUUUUAGGGACCAGGUGGGGGAAAAAAACCCUGAAGCAAUCUUUGUGUGAAAUUACACCUCAAACACUCAUGUACUUUAGUGUGACAGGCAGUCUUGGGAAGUGAAAACUAAAUAUUCUCUCAAUAUGUCUGACAUAUUAUCUGUGCAUAAUGUCAAACUUGAAUAGUUUAUAGCCAUGCCAGUACGAAGGUUCUAAGAAUUCCAGUGUCAACCUUUGGAGUACACAUUCAAAUCCUCAUCGGGAUACAUUGAAAAACUGUAGAGCCGCACAGAGCGUCUAACAUGGCUGUGGACUCUUAAUGUUGUCUUCAUUCCUCUCCUUCAGUACAUUCCAAAAUAAAACCCAAAAGUGUGAUAUUCAAGAAAGUCUAAAUACCUACCUGAAUUCUUCUGUGAUCUGUAUUUAUUGCAGAUAUGAGGGUGCAUUUUUCAGAAUGAUGGAGUUUAAUGUUCAGAGGGACUAAUGCACUUUUACUGGUAUUCUUCUGUAGAAAUCCUGAAAUUCUUCUGUAAAAUUGAGUAAAUGAAGGCUGUGUAAUAAAUUAAUUUAUU